AUGGGUUUCCUCGAAGAACGAGAUUUGUCUGAUGUGCCAACGAUUCCAGAGUUUUACAAAGGAAAGACCAUUUUCGUUACUGGUGGUUCAGGUUUCAUAGGAAAAGUCCUGAUAGAGAAAUUGUUGUAUUCAUGUACUGAAUUAGAUAGAAUUUAUUUGCUACUACGGAACAAGAAAGGCGUCAAAUCUGAAGACAGACUCGCUGAAUUAUAUGCUGCACCGUGUUUUCAAAGACUGAAAGCUGAAAGGCCUGGCAUGUUCGAGUCCAAAGUAUUCGUUGUGUCUGGAAAUGUUAUGGAAUCAGGACUAGGAUUAUCGCAAGAAGACAGAGCUUUACUUGUCAAUCGAGUGAACGUCAUUUUCCAUGUAGCUGCUAGUGUGAGGUUUGAUGACACAUUAAAAUAUUCAACGCAGCUCAAUUUACGGGGAACAGUUGAAGUCAUGGAGUUGGCUAAAGAAAUGCGGGAAUUAUGUUCUCUAGUGCACGUGUCCACAUCAUACGCCAACACAAAUAGAGACCCUAUUGAGGAGGUGUUAUACCCGCCUCUAGCUGACUGGAGGGAGACCCUGGCUAUAUGUGAGAAGGCUGAUGAACAUACCUUGAAGAUUUUAACUCCUAAGUUCCUAGGAGAGUUGCCCAACACAUACACAUUUACCAAACAACUGGCUGAACAUGUUGUGAAUGAAUAUAAAGGGCAACUACCCAUCAUCAUAGUCAGACCUUCAAUAGUUAUAUCAAGUAUUGAUGAACCUAUACCUGGCUGGAUUGAGAGUUUCAAUGGUCCUGUAGGAAUAUUCGUCGCUUGUGGGAAAGGUAUUAUGAGGACAAUUCAUACAAAAGCAGACAUUAAAUCUGAUUUUAUGCCUGUGGAUGUUUGCGUCAAAAAUAUUAUAGUUGGCGCUUGGAUAAGAGGAACUAAAACCAUGGAUCCAACAGAUGACAUAGAAAUCUACAACUGCUGUUCAGGAAAUCUCCACCCGAUCCUCAUGGGAGACUUAAUAGCUAUGUCCAAACAGGUAGCCAAAGAUGUACCUUUGGACAACAUGGUAUGGUACAUGGGAGGUACCAUUACUGCUAGUGAGAAGUACCAUUAUGUUAAGGUUUUACUUCAGCAUUUACUGCCAGCUAUGUUGAUUGAUACAUUGCUAUGGUUGUUUGGAAAGAAACCUAUGCUAGUAAAAAUCCAACGCCGCAUUUACAUAGCGAACCUAGCUCUAAGAUACUACACUACGCAACAAUGGACGUUUACGAACACGAACUUUACAAAACUGCGCUCAGUGAUAAAACUGGAAGAUAUAGAACAAUUCUAUUAUGAGUUGGAAAGCACUAAUGUUGUGGAGUACUUCAAGCAAUGCUGUUUGGGGGGCAGACGGUUCUUGCUUAAGGAAAAAGAUGAGGAUAUUCCGAAAGCUAGGCUGCAUUGUCAAAGGAUGAUGGUGGUAGACCGAAUCUUCCAGAUAGCAUUCUAUACAGUUCUCAUCUGGUGGGUUUGCAGUAAAAUUGUCAAAGUCUUUAAUUUGCAUAGCAACAUGUUCUAGUUUAUAUACUUAUUUAGUUCUGUGAAAUAACUUUACCGCUCUGAAAUUCGCAACUAGUAACUUCAGAGUUGUCAAAAUUUCGAACCAAUACUAAUAAGAUUGGGGUUCAGAUCGAUUGUCGUUCACGGUGGCUGUUCUCAUAUAAGGAGAUCAGUCAGCUGCGCAGGACAUAUUAUAGUGCACGAGCAUUUGCGCAGACACAAGUGCACUCACUAUUCUUUCACUCUCAUAGCGGAAAGUUAUUUGAAGAAAACAUAGACUUAACGAAUUUUGAUCGAUUUUUUUCAGCAGUUUAACGAACAUAGUCGUAAUAGCAUUAUACCUAAUAAUUUGUAAUUAUGUAUAAGAUAAUGUGUGUCAAGCAAAAUAUGUGUUUCUAAUAUAUACAUUGUAUAACA
This is a messenger RNA of Helicoverpa zea (corn earworm), 1937 nucleotides long. Its product is annotated as putative fatty acyl-CoA reductase CG5065. Gene Ontology annotation, biological process: long-chain fatty-acyl-CoA metabolic process. The transcript has 13 exons. Gene Ontology annotation, cellular component: peroxisome. Gene Ontology annotation, molecular function: alcohol-forming very long-chain fatty acyl-CoA reductase (NADP+) activity. NCBI's taxonomy places the organism in Eukaryota, Metazoa, Arthropoda, Insecta, Lepidoptera, Noctuidae. The record is from RefSeq and is a predicted model, not a curated record. The coding region runs from base 1 to 1539 and encodes 512 amino acids.